Sitophilus oryzae (rice weevil) is the source of this 1359-nucleotide messenger RNA. Its product is annotated as prisilkin-39-like. NCBI's taxonomy places the organism in Eukaryota, Metazoa, Arthropoda, Insecta, Coleoptera, Curculionidae. The coding region runs from base 55 to 1269 and encodes 404 amino acids. The record is from RefSeq and is a predicted model, not a curated record. The transcript has 2 exons.
CGACCAGCAUCAGUUAAUCGAUCACCUUCCAGUGUAAUACAGAAGGAAAAAAAGAUGAAGUCGAUUGCUUUCCUUGCCUUCUUGGCACUUGCGUCUGCAGGACCAAUUUCCUACCCUUUCACCCAAUCGAGCCAAUACGGACCAUCAUCAUAUGGGUAUGCUAGUGGUUCUGCAUAUGGUAACUACGGAUAUGGAAGCUAUGGGUAUGGCAGAUAUGGAGCAGGAAGUUCUUACGUAAGCCAAUAUUUACAACAAGCUCAGUACUACGCCGAAGCUGCCUUGCAAUCUGCCCAAGGAUUUGCCCAAGAAUCUGAAGCAGCUCAAGGUAUUUCCUACAUCAACCAACAAAUUCAACAAGGAUUGCAGUACGUACAGGCUGUUUACCAAGCCGUUCAAGAAGGUUCUUAUUCACCUUCAUACAUUGCCCAACAAAUUCAGUUUGCUCAACAAGCAUUCUACAAUGCCUACCAAGCCGCUGAAAAAUUCAACUUCCAGACUAUUGCUGAACAGGCCCAAUAUGCUUACAGAGCCGUGUCGUCUGUUUACCAAGCCUUCUACGCCUUCGGAGCAUAUUAUGGUUAUGGAUACCCAUCUGCCAGCUCAAAAUACCAACAAUACGCUCCAACUGGAUAUAACUACUUCAAAAAUUUAAUCCAACAGUAUUUCAACAAAGACAGCUCUUACGGAUAUGGAUACUCUAACAACUAUGGCCCAUACAGUUCUUCCAGCUAUGGUUAUGGACCAUACAAUGCCUACAGCAGCUAUUAUGGACCUUACUCUUCUGAAUAUAGCUCAAACUACCCAUACAAUUAUGCUGGCUACGGCAGCUACUACGGACCAUACAGCUCCAGCUACUCUUCUGGAUACGCCAGUUCAUAUGGAUACCCAUACAGCUAUGGAUCUGGAUACAGCGGAUAUUACGCUCCUUACAGCUCCAGCUACUCCUACGGACCUUUCAACUCUGGUUAUGGUUCUUCAGUCUACCCUUACAGUUACGGAUCUGCAUCCUACCCUGGAUACAAUUCCUACGCAUACGGAUCUAACUCUUUCCCAUACAACUCUUACACCUACGGUUCCUAUCCCUACAACUCAUAUGGUUCAUCUAGCUACGGAUAUUACGGUCCAUACAGUUCAUCGGCAUAUUCUGGUGCUUAUACCCCAUACAGUUACAACUCCUACAAAGGCUACACCCCAUACCAAUAUGGAUCGUUUAGUGCUUACCCAUUCUCCGCCUACGGAUAUGGCCAAUCCGCUGCUGCUGCUGCCUAAACGGAUAAAUUAUGAAGAUAGACGCUAAUGAAGAUAAUAUAAGAUGUAUAUUUUUUUAAUAUAUAGAAAUAAAUGAUGAUUUGUUGCUAA